AUGACGAAUUUCACACCCGACUUAUGGGGCGGAAACUUCAAACGGAUGCUGAUUGCUGGAGGCGCCAACUCAACUUCGUUUCGCCACAUUUGGCAUCAGCUGCUGGCUGUCGUUAAAAGUCGCGCUCAAAGGGAAAAUUUGAUCCAGAGCCCCAGCAACAUGUCGAUGGCCCGGAAUACCAGCAGCGGCGAUCUGCAAACCAAUGGGGAACACAAAUCGAACACCCACUUUAUGCGCAAGAUUCCGCCGGGAGCCGAGGCGAGCAACAUCCUGGUGGGGGAGGUGGACUUCUUGGACAAGACGCUGUCCGCGUUCCUGCGGCUGAACAGCGCCUCGGUCAUGGGAGAUCUGACCGAGGUUCCGGUGCCGACCAGAUUCAUUUUUAUCCUUCUGGGCCCGCCCGGAAGCCACGGCAGCUUCCACGAGAUAGGACGUGCCAUGGCCACGCUUAUGUCCGACGAAAUAUUCCACGAGGUAGCCUAUCGUGCCAAGAAACGGGAACAUCUGCUAGCAGGAGUGGAUGAAUUUUUAGAUGCAGUCACAGUGCUUCCACCGGGUGAGUGGGAUCCCUCGAUUCGGAUAGAACCACCGGCAGCCAUUCCAUCGCAGGAAGUGCGCAAGCGUCCUCCGGAAAAGAACCCCAAAGAGGAAGUGGACGAAGAAGAGGAAGAACAACGACAACGAGAAGAGUCCGGGUUGUCCAGGACCGGCCUACUGUUUGGCGGGUUAAUCAAUGAUCUGAAGCGAAAGAAGCCGUUUUACUUGUCGGACUUCAAGGAUGGCCUAUCGAUGCAGUGCGUUGCCUCCUGGAUCUUCUUGUACUUUGCAUGCCUUUCGCCUAUCAUUACGUUUGGGGGAUUGCUCGGGUCGGCCACCGGUAAUAAUAUUGCAGCUAUGGAGUCCUUGGUGUCCGGGUUUGUCUGUGGAAUCGGAUACGGAUUCUUUUCCGGCCAGCCCUUGACGAUUCUGGGUUCCACCGGUCCGGUACUGGUGUUUGAAACCAUUGUGUAUGAUUUUUGUACCAGAGUCGGAUGGGAUUACAUGACCUUUAGGUUCUGGAUUGGUACCUGGGUGGCGAUCAUCUUGCUCAUUCUGGUGGCCAUCGAUGCCAGUGCCCUGGUGUGCUACAUCACGAGGUUUACCGAAGAGAACUUUGCCUGCCUGAUUGCGUUCAUCUUUAUCUACAAGGCAGUUGAGAAUGUGCUUCACAUUGGAAAAGACUUUCCUCUCAAUACAGGUGCCAAAUACGAUUGUUCCUGUCUACCGCCGGCAGGACAGCCCACAAGCAACGAAAUCAUCCAUGAGUGGGCCCAGUUUGACAAGAAAACUUGUGCCAUGCUCAAUGGAACCCUGACUGGUUACGACUGCGGUAAGCCAGAGUACAUCUCUGAUGUAUUUCUGAUGUCGAUCAUCCUGUUCAUCGGGACCUACAUCAUCUCGGUGAUCUUGAAGGACUUCAAGAACGCCCUCUUCUUCCCAUCGAACGUGCGGCAGUUCGUGAGCGACUUUGCCGUAAUCAUUGCGAUCCUCUCGAUGACGAUGCUGGAUUUCGUGACCAAC
Molecule: messenger RNA, 1560 nt
Organism: Uranotaenia lowii
Lineage: Eukaryota; Metazoa; Arthropoda; Insecta; Diptera; Culicidae
Product: electroneutral sodium bicarbonate exchanger 1-like
Biological process (GO): transmembrane transport; monoatomic anion transport; regulation of intracellular pH
Cellular component (GO): plasma membrane
Molecular function (GO): monoatomic anion transmembrane transporter activity; sodium:bicarbonate symporter activity; solute:inorganic anion antiporter activity
Source: RefSeq, a predicted model, not a curated record